Molecule: messenger RNA, 1881 nt
Organism: Pocillopora verrucosa
Lineage: Eukaryota; Metazoa; Cnidaria; Anthozoa; Scleractinia; Pocilloporidae
Product: acetylserotonin O-methyltransferase-like
Biological process (GO): methylation
Molecular function (GO): O-methyltransferase activity; S-adenosylmethionine-dependent methyltransferase activity
Source: RefSeq, a predicted model, not a curated record
CGCUUGUUGGGUUAAUUUGAUGCUAAUUAAAUUCACAUGUAAACGGUUAAUGUUGUUAGUAUUACGAGCGAAUCGGGUGGCUUCCUUUGCUUGUUAUGGUGAAGACAUCGAUGUUCAAGAGAUAUGCAAACAAUGGCGACCAGAGCGUGGAGGAUUCCGCAACUCAUCCGUAACAUAUACACUGCACGAGUUUCGGCUGUCGGAAAAAAUAUUACAGUUUCUCCGCCACUCCCAGAUAAACUGCAUGAUCUGAUAUACGCUUUUCGUGAAUCCAAAGUGCUGUUCGCAGCAUGUGAUUUGGGUAUCUUCGAUAUCCUUCAAGAUUCCGAUGCUCCGCAGUCGGUCGAAGACAUGUCUUCAAAGAUUGGAUCCAAUGCUGAUGCCACAGCUUGCUUCAUGGACACAUUGGUUGCUCUGGAAUUGCUGGAAAAGACUAAGCAAGAUGGAUCAUGGCUGUAUUCAAACAGCAACAUAGCAAAACAUUUUCUGACAAAGUCGAGUCCCCAUUCGGUUUAUGGGUACAUAAAACACUCCAAUGAAGUGAUCUAUCCCAUUUUCGGGAACUUAGAGAGUGCAAUUCGUGAAGGAUCGAAUCAGUGGAUGAGAACAUUCAACCUGUCGUCGGAGGACUUUUUUAAAUCUUCAUAUAACACCGAGGAGGACCGCAUACGAUUUCAAUCUGCUAUGCAUUCCACGUCACAGCACUUCUGUCACGCCGUGGUGACGGCGUUUGACUUAAGUUCAUUUGAAAAUUGUUGUGACUUAGGAGGUGGAAUGGGAACAAUGGCUUACACUUUAUGCCAAUACUACCCAAACAUGAAGAUCACAGUGUGUGAAGUGCAGUCUGUUGUGGACUCUGCCCGUCAUUUUCAUCCCCCGUUAGAAGAUUACCCCAAUCAAGGAAACAUCUCAUACGUAGUAGGGAAUUUCUUCCAAACAGAUCUGCCAAAGGCUGAUUUGUAUAUAUUGUCACGUAUUCUUCAUGACUGGCCAAUUGAAAAAGUGGAACUUAUACUCUCAAAUGUCAUCAAGUGUUUGCCUUCAGGUGGCUGUUUGCUAAUUGCUGAAGCUUUCUUGGAUGAAGACAAAACUGGACCUAAAAGUGUUCUCCUUCAGUCACUGAAUAUGCUUUUACAAAUGCAGGGAAGGGAACGCACAGCAGAGGAAUAUAAAGAGAUCUUGCAAAAUAAGGGAUUUGUUGAUAUUCAGACCAAAAAGCUGGAGCCCUCUGUAAGAUUAGAUGCCAUUCUAUGUAGAAAAGCUUGAUGGAAAUUUAAGCAGGUCACUCUAAUUUUGUGGUCUCAGUCAAAUCCAGAUAAUCCUACAUUUGGGAUAACUGGUUCUUUGGAACAACUGUCCACAUUUAAUGGAUAAUCAUUGCUUCAGUACUGUUUUGGUUUAUUGAAAUUUCUUGAUAAUGUCAAAUUUGAGACCAUAAAAAUAUUAGCAUUGUAAGAGAUAAAAACUGAGAGAAUACACUUAAAAACCUUAAAGAUAGAACAAGUAUGGCAAAGGAUGGAAAAGGAAUGACAGGAUUGAAAAAUUUACAUGAGAAGUGUAAGGGGUGACAUUCCAACACAUGGGAAAAACAAAAACCUCUUGCAAACUUUUUUUAGCCAAUUUGACACCAAAGCUGUAAUUGUUUUUUGCCUUAAUUGAUUGGUAUGGUUCUAGUGAAGCACUGUACAUGUUUGUGACUGCCAUCUUUGACUGUUUCCCUCCGGUAAAAAAAAAAAAGCCUUUUAUUUUUAGCUCUUCUGCUGAUUGAGAAAAAGAACUGUUACAAAUUUACCACAAAUCCAACAUCAAAUAUAUCAGAUGUAGCAGAGAUUCACCGUCAUUAAUCAUAUUAAUCUCCAUUUGUUUGAGAAGAUUUCUUAA